AUGGCUCAACAACAGUCCUUUGACUAUUAUCAAGUACCUCCGAUGCCUCAAUCAAUGAGCCCACCGGAGCUGUCUCCGCUCUCCUUCUACGACACCCAAGCCGACUUCAGCGCAGACUCGGCCCCGUCCCGCGGCUCCCCCGUCUCCCCCGUCUUCCCGACCUCCUCCUUCCAGCUCCCCACCGGCGGCGACUGGCCCGCCUACUUUGAGAAGCCCGCCCUCUCCCCGGACCUCGACGUCUUUUACGGCGAAUCCUUUGGCAGCCCAAUGUCCUUCCUCUCCCCCCAGAACCUUACCCUCAGCCCCAGCGCCAACCCGUCCGACCUCAUGUCCGACGCCGUCGCCUUUGGCCGCGAGGGCAUCAACGACACGCAGCCCCUCUUCCAGACCCUCGACGCGCCCGCCCGGCCGCAGCCUCAACCUCAACCUCAAACCCAGCAGCCCGCAAAGUCGCCCCGUCUCGCCCGGACGACAUCCGCACCCUCCUCUCGUCCUCAACAACAGCCGCAACAGCGCCAACAGCAACAAACACAAACACAACCACAACAGCGAACCUCCCCGCGCACCAACGACCUCAAACGAAAAUCCUCCGCCUCCUCCGCCUCCUCACGCUCCGCCUCCCCCGAACCCCCCGCCCGCCGCACAAAACACUCGGAACCCUCCAAGAACCCGCACAACAUGAUUGAGAAGCGCUACCGCGUCAACAUCAACGAGAAAAUCAUCGCCCUCCGCGACGCGGUCCCCUCGCUGCGGUGCGUCGUCCAGCACACCGAAAACCCGCACGCCGCCGCCGCCGCCGCCGCCGAGAGCGACGAGGCGAUUGACGUCGUCGAGGAGUUGGGCGGGUUGAUGCCCGCGCGCAAGCUGAACAAGGCGACGAUCCUGAGCAAGGCGACCGAGUAUAUCGCGCACCUGGAGAAGAAGAAUUCGCAGCUGUGGAAGGAGAAUGAGGCGUUGGAGAAGAGGCUUGCGGAGGCGCAGCAGUGGCAGCGGGCGCAGGCCGAGGGACCUUUCUGGUCUUGA
This is a messenger RNA of Colletotrichum tamarilloi, 1023 nucleotides long. Its product is annotated as helix-loop-helix DNA-binding domain-containing protein. Lineage: Eukaryota; Fungi; Ascomycota; Sordariomycetes; Glomerellales; Glomerellaceae. The transcript has 2 exons. Bases 1 to 1023 code for a protein of 340 amino acids. The record is from RefSeq and is a predicted model, not a curated record. Gene Ontology annotation, molecular function: protein dimerization activity.